Bombus pyrosoma is the source of this 7506-nucleotide messenger RNA. RefSeq lists its product as uncharacterized. The coding region runs from base 318 to 2174 and encodes 618 amino acids. The record is from RefSeq and is a predicted model, not a curated record. Lineage: Eukaryota; Metazoa; Arthropoda; Insecta; Hymenoptera; Apidae. Gene Ontology annotation, cellular component: membrane. The transcript has 7 exons.
UUGAAGAUGGCGAUAGCUACGGUAUCAGUGCUCGACACCGAUAGCUGCUCCGUUUACUAAUCGAUCAUUCCGGGUGUCGGGAGUCCGUGCAAAGUACAUGCAAGUUGGUGUGCCUAUUCGAGAGGACGCAUACUUCACAAGGACACUUGUGUUUUAGCACAAGAUGUUAGUUGGGAUUGUGUCGUGAAAAAUGUUGAGGACCAACAACAGCAACUCAUCGGAACGAAACACCGUUUGAGACGUCCAACGAUACCUUCUCCGCUUCGUUGCUGCACCGCUUCAAGUGGUUACGAUUAUGAUGAGAUAACAAACGCAGAAUGAAAUACAGUGGCAGUAACCUUCUUGGUUAUGCAGUUUACGCAUUUAUUCUAUUUUUUAACGUUAUUCAUGCAGAAAGUGGUGUCACCUGCAAAGAUCAACAAGGACGAAUCUAUGAAAAUACUUUUAUAUACAUUCCUGGCCCAGAACCCUGUACAUUAUGUGUAUGUGAUAAUGGAAAUCCAAAGUGGUGUAGAGCACUUGUUUGCAAGUAUGCAGAGGAAUAUUGUAAAUCUACCCGGCAUAUCUGUUGCCAAUAUAUUUGUUUGGACGAUACAGUGUUAUCUAUACCGAAUGACAAAUCUGAUGGGAUUGGUAGCAACGCAAACGAUGCUGCCACAAAUUACGAUAUAGGACUACGAUCUGUUGCUAGUUUUGUGACAGCUGUAUUGUCGUUGAGUCUGUUAUUUUUUUUAAUACACCGUUUGCGCCAAAGAAAGAUACGAGUUUGCGUGGCAGGAAGACAGAACAGACAGUUAGCAGAGGACCAAAGAAACUUAGGUAGUAUGGGAUAUUUAGAACGAGAUGGAUUGUCGCAUGGUGUUCCAAUGGAUGACAUCCCAUGUGGAGCUAGUUAUCCAUUGUGGAAACCACCGAAUAAUUACUUUCCUCGUGGCGAGGCUCCACCACCUUAUGAAGAAGCAGUAGCAGCAGCGAGAGCGGAACAAGCUCUUUUAUCCAUGAAUCCACAAACGCUUCCGCAAUUAAAUUUUCCAAACACCUAUUUGCCAAAUACCAAUAGUCGUACAAGUAUAUCGUUAGUAGGAAGCACCCAAAGUGGUAUAAAUCGCAAUUCGUCAACGUUAAUUUGCGACGGCGGCAUAACGGAUCAAAGUGGCUUAAUCUCAACGCCAAGUAGACCAAUAUCGAAUCCAAACAUAUACGCUAGCUAUCGGCAGUCGAAUCAAAACGAAACGUUAUCUCCGAGUGUUAGUGUAGGAACUUCUACGACGAGUUUCACAAUGGGAACAAGUACUUACGAAAAUUUACCUACUCCCAUUGGAAUUCCGAACUUCGUUAAUCAGCGUCCUGAUGUAACUGCACAACCUUUAUCCAACUUCACCCAACAACAAUCUUCUAUUCCGAAAGGUUAUCAAACGCAUACUACCCUUCCUCGACAAACUGGAGCAUUUACAAUAUCCGCAACCUUACCAAAUUCUAAUGUGACUGCUCAUCGUACAAUUCCUAGGACUUUGACAACUCGUACCGGUGCAAAGUUACAAGAUAUUAUUAUAAAUGAUUGCACUCAGAAAGAAUUUUUACGAUCUACGAUAACAACUGAUAUUACUACAUCGAACAUACCACAUUCUUCGCAACAAAAUGCUGUAACUAAAUUAGAAAAUUCAAGGGAAAAUACAAAUCCAGAAACAUUUCGCGAAGAUGUACAAAUACAGCCUUCUUCUGCUUCUUCCUCAGGAUUGCAACAAAUCGAAAGACAACCAUUGGAUCCUAAAAUGGAACUAAAAUCUCAUGAUUUUAAGCCACCAUUAAAUAUAGCUAAUGGAAUUAAUGAAGAAGGAAGUUUUGAAUCGGUAGCAUGCACUUGUAGCAUGCAAGCUCUUUCUACUCUACACGACGAUACAGAUGAUUACAGAAGCGAAUGUGAAAAUUGUAAAAGCGCGACAGGUUCUCGUUAUUACUUAGAUAACGAAGAUGAAUUAAUUACGUCUCCGCACGAAACUAUGACGUUACAUAGAAGACCAGAUGAAACAGCAUCAAAUGUUACUCCUCAGUAUUAUAGAACUUCACUCACACUGCCUAUAAGUACCCGUCAACGAACAAGGAGCACUGGCAUUCGUGAAAAUUGGUUCAACCCAAUGCCUCAAAGUUCCACAGAAUCCUCGGAUGAAAAUUGAUUGCAGUUAUGUGUUUCCUGUGCAUCGUAUAACUAUUAAAAUGAUUUAUAUUACACUACCAUUGAUCAAAAUUCAAUAUUGAGGAAGACGAACAAUGUUCAUAUUUUAUUGCGUUGCAGACAAUGUUAUAUUGUCGGUAAAUAGUAUUACAUUGCCAAAUUUCAGAGUUACGGUGAAACUUUUUCUAUCUUGUUCACUGUAUAUAAACUAUUCACACACAUACUCAAACUAUGUACGACCUAUGGAAGAAAUGAGACACACUUUUGCUCUCACGGUUUUUCUUUACAUGUUAUUAAACUUUGAGAGCAAAGUUUAGAUAAUAUAUUUAUUGCAUAGCAACUUACAAUUCCGAUAUGUUUAAGUACGUAACUACUCAAAGUAUUUUUAACUAUGUUCCAUGCAUAUCAUUUGUUAAAGAUUCAUCAACAGAAUUGAAAAUUGAAUUUUUAUCGUUUUAUUACAGUUUACCCUUAUUGUUUUGUCAUGAACAGUACGAUAUAUAUACUUCGAGAAACUGGAUAACGCAAUAAAAUAUAAAGAACAGAUUAGUUCAUAUUAUACUCAUUGUUACAUAUACACUUUUUUUAUUUGUUUACCAAUUGUUAAUUUCGAUACCUAUUUACAAUAAUUUCAAUACUAAUUAUUCAAUAAUGUGAGAGAAAAGUGAGUAUAAAAUAGGAUACGAAGGUUGCAGGUAAGUCAAUGACAAUUUGAUAACUUAUUCGAAUAUUAUUACACUGUUAUAUCAUUAUUUUUGUAUUAUUGUUAAUUUCUACAUCUCAUUAUUAUAAUAACUUUUUUAUGAAAAUCUUGGUGCGGAAACCUUUAUUUAAUUAUGAUAUUUAAACACAAUAUUCUAGCUCAAUUGAGAAUAUUUUCAUAUAAAUUUUCUUUCCAUACUCUGGUAUUGUGACGAAAAUGGGCAAAAGUAAAUCUAUUAGAUAACGUGCAGUGCACAAGUGUGUGUGUAUAUAUAUAUAUAUAUACCUAUAUGUAUAUAUAUAUAUGUAUAUGUAUAUGUUUUGAAGUCUUUUAAGAAUACAUAUCAAUAUUGAGUACAACCUCCAAGUUAUAUAAAAAUUACAUAAAUAUAUUCAUUUUAGUUAAUUUGUCAACACAUUUGUUAAUUUUUGCCGUUCAUUUAGCAUGAAACAUAAGUGUACAAUAUGUUGAAUAAUAGAAUAAUUGUUUUACGAUUUGUAUAUACAUAUGCUUGAAACAGAUCUAUUGGUUCAAAUAGCCUAAAUCAGCCUUAGUACAUGUAUGUUAUGCUUCUUCCACUUAUCGCGUGAAUGUUGACUAUUAUGUUCUAUUAUAUUUCGGUGUUAUGUAUGCGAGCGUUCGUGCAUUUGUGUGUUACGCGCAUACAAGAUAUAAUAUUCGUCUUAAAACUCUUAAAUUGGCACUCGGGAAAAUGUCUUAUUUCGUAUGUAGGACGUUCUUUUUAUGAUCUUUUUUUUCUUUUUUCUUCUCGUGAUUUUUAAUGGAAAGUAUGAUUGUAGUUACCCAAAUUUUACAUUCAAACAAUCGACUCACAUGAGAUAUGGUGAAAAUUUCUAACGGCUAAGUUUAACAUUUUGGUAUAAGGAUAAACGUUUUUAAGUCUAUACAAUUAUACUCUAUGUAAAGUGGGAAGAAAGAUUUUUCUUAUUGGGGAUUAUUUGUAACAACAGACUUUAUAUGAUCCACACAUGAGUGAAAUACUCAUUGUCUCUAAUCGGUGAUUAAUGAUUUUUGACAUAUGAAACGAAAUAUGAAAUGGUCCCCUAAAGCAUGCAAUAUUUAGUAAUUAUAAUAUAUUUUAGUUUAUGGAUAGAAUUUAAGAAUCAGACUGAUCAUAUUUAAUGAUAUACAAAUAUUUCUAUUUGAAUCAAGUCGGAGAUGUAUUUCACUAAUCAUAUAUAUCUCACUAAAAUUCCUUUCCUAAUGUAAGACAUUUUUUUAUAUUAUUACAAAUAUUCUAUAAAUUAGUAAGGUCUAGGAUGACUAAUUAUCGAUAAUAUGUUAACAAAAAUUAAUAAGUAUUUUAUUAUCAUUACGACAUUAUUAAUCUCAGCGUCAUUUUAAUCCGUCGUACUUUUAUGUUAUUUCGUAUUUUUGUUAUAUUUGUGAAAUACUUUAAUCAAUCAGUUAGUUAAUCAAUUGUAAGAAUUGAAAAAUACAAUUAUUUAUUAGUUGUAAUUAUUUUCACAAAUAUUUGUGUGGUCAUAAAUAUUUGUUAUUUCAUGCAAAAGUAUAUGUUAAUUAUCUAAUUAUUGUUUAUAUAUUCAAAAGUGUAUAGAAAUGUAAAAGUAAUAAGUUGCAAAAAUUAAUUAACAAUUGCUGUUACUAAUUUCCUUUGAUAAUUAAAUUUCUGCAUACAUUUACCACUUUACGUUAAUCAAACGUGCACAGAGAGUACGUUUUGCAGUUCUGCUGCGGUUAAGGAUGUAAAUAAGAGGUGUGUGAUUAAUUGAGAGAAUAUUGGAUAAGUUCGGGCGGGCGAACGUAACAGUGACAAAACAUUGCCUCAAUAAUUACUUUUAAAAUUACUCGUAAGAUACCAAUGUUAUUUUAUGUGAUGCAGCGUAAUAUGUAAACUCUGUGCGGAAUUGUAUAAUUUUCAUAAUAUACAUAGGAAGUGAUAUUAACAUUUCAUAAAGUUAUUUCUUUGAAAUAACAAAGCGCUAUAUGUUUUUUUUUUUUUUUUUUUUUUUUUUUUUUUUUUUUAGUGAAUUUUGGUAUGAUUUUGCCAUUAUAUUUUCAUUACUCAUAAUUAGAAACUAAGUGUACAGUCUAUUAUGAUAUAGCGCAUAAACUAUUGUUGGAACGGUAUAAUGUAUCAAAAAUGAUGAGAUAUUUUGAUUCUUACCAAGACCUUAAUUAAUAAAUUAGUAAAUUAAUUAUUUGGCAAACAUUUACGACCAAUGAGCAAAACUGGACAUGUUAACAUCUAUGAAUGAUUAAAAGUACUACGUCGCUAGUUUAUUAAUUAAUAAAAAUGUUAUGUGCACGUAGAAGGUGAAAAUUGUGCUUAAUAUUAGCAAAACAAAAUUUAAUACCUUACAGGUAUUAUUACGUAUUAGUUAUAGCUAUAUAGGCAUAUAGCAUUCAACGCCUAAAUAAACCAAAUCAAUUAUUGAGGCAAUUUUUUAUUAUAAUUACAUUCGUCUGAUAGAACAAUGCCACCAUUUCUCUUGUUGGUUACCAUUUAAUGUGUUCAGCCCUAGUGAAGAUAUUUAAGCUGCUUAUAUCCCUUAAUGAAUCAGCGAUUUCUUCGUUAUGAAUUUCGUAAUUUGAGUGAAUUCUAUGUAUAAGAUCGAAACAUCGACAAAAUAAAAAUUAUUUCUGUAAUAGUUAAUUUAUGAUAUUCGUAAUGCUUAUUUCCAACGUAAACUUCCAAAACUUGGUUAAUUCUAUUAAUAUAAGAGAAGAAAUAGAUCUGUUUAAAGUGUUCGUUGUUUAGAUUUCUGCAAGUAACGUUAACGUGCGUGAACAUUUGCGUAAAACUCAGGAUAUGAAAGAGAUCGUGGAAUAUAUGAAAAAUAGCUAAGAAAACAUUGGUAACCAUAAAAGAAAAGAAAAGAAAAGAAAAGAAAAGAAAAAUUUUUAUAACAUAAUCUUCUAUUGCGUCUAUCGUAAUGCCAAGAAUUUCAAACUAUGGUACAUACCGUGACUUUAUAAUUACACAAUGAUUCUGCGUUCAGCUAUAUUCUACAAUACAUAUGUAUGUAUGUACAUGCUUACAUAUGUAGAUAUGUAUAUAUCGGCGAGGUACAAUAUGCAGCAAGUCUGAUUUAUCUAGAAUAUCUUUGAUUCGAUGAUAAUUAUUUUAAGUCUAUUUUAAUAUUAGUUAUAGACAUUUUCUUAUCAUUUGUGUAAUACUAAAAUACUGUAUACCAAAAUAUUAUAAACUGCAAUGUUCUGUCGUUUUUUAAAUUCGAAAUUCUAAGUAAUCCUUUAAAUGUUUCCACAUUUGAUUUUCAUUUGAAACAUCGAAUAUUAUUCGAUGUAACAUUGUGAUUCAAGUUUUGAUGACAAUCUUCUUCGGAAUAGUAUCUAUUUGUUUCAAUUAAAAUACAUACAUAAGUAUAUGAAUCGAAAUACUGGACUCUAUAUAGAUAUCCACACGAAGAAAAGUUUAAAAUACAUAUGUAUACAUGCAUUUCGUUUGUGAAAUUGAUAAUGCGUUUAUAAUUAUUAAAAUCUAUAAUAAUUAUUAUUGAAUUGUUAAGUAUUAUGAAUCAAACUUCCCAUUGUAAUCAUUUUUCGGAAAUGUGAUAUUAUAUAUAUGUAAUAUCAAUAGAUAGAAUUCGAGUUUCAAGAUAUUCAAAGUUAUUGAAAGGUCACAGGAAAACGACAGUGAUGUUUAUAUAUAUAUAUAUAUAUGUAUGUAUGUAUAUAUAUAUAUAUAUAUAUAUAUAUAUCUCGAAUUAUUACAUAUUGCAUAUACCUGCAUAUACUAAGUUACGAAUUAUCUUUUUAUUAAGUUACAGUUAUAACUACAUACCGAGACAGAGGAAAAAAAAAGGAAAGGAAGGUAGAGUAUAACAUGAUUACGUGGAAAUGUAACGUUUCAUAUCAAUUAUUUGAUAUAAUUUGAAGGAGAAUGUACCGAAUCCGUUUCUUUAUCGUUUUCGUCUUCUUUUUCAAGAAAAGGGAGUUAUUAAUUUCGGUAUAUGUAGGCAUAUUCGGUAUAUAGGCGAAUAUUAGGCUCGAUGGAAACAUAAGUACAUACAUAUGUAUAUGUAUAACUGAGAGAUCGUAGUAAUAGGAAGCAGUUCUAAAACCAACUUCACGAAUAAAAUUACAUUUAAAGGGAAUCGAAGCAUACAUGAAACCAGUGAAACGAAAGCUAUAUGCGAUUACUGCAUAUACGUAUUCCCAUCUAUAAGCAGACUCUGUGAAAAUCGAAAUCUCUUCUUAUGAUAAUCGACGUAUUUCGUGUGUUCAUUAAACUUGACUGUAUUGCAUUUUUGAAAGAAAUGUGUUCAUUAUGUAUAAUAAAUCCCUUUCUACAUGUAUACAGUCGUUCGACGAGAAAGGGUACAAGCGGGUACUUAAAGUGAAUUUGACAAAAAAAAAAAAAAAAAAAAAAAAAAAAAAAAAAAAAAAAAAAAAGAAGAAGAACGUUCAAGACUCUUGUAGUUCAAACGGUACAAAAAUUUGAAUUAUUUAAUUGUUCGUCUAGUGAUCUAAAAUAUUGUAAUAUAUUUAUCUGAGUAGGUUUAGAAUGAAAUCUUUAUCGCGCUUACUUGUGUAAGUGAAGCAUUAUAAAUUGAUAUAAGUUGUAUUAGAACAUUGUGUGUCAGUAGACUAUCGUUUGAUUGUAAUAAAUCAGUACUUUACAUAA